CCCGCGCGGUGCCGCGGUGGGCGCGCCCGGAGUCGCCCGCAGGCCGGGGCGGGACGUGCGGCGAGCGCGCAGCGAUGGCGGCGGCCGAGGUGGCGCGGCAGGGUGAAGGCUGUCGUACUGUCCCGCUCUCUGGACACGUAGGAUUUGACAGUUUGCCUGACCAGCUGGUUAAUAAGUCAGUUAAUCAUGGGUUUUGUUUCAACAUCCUGUGUGUGGGGGAAACUGGCCUUGGUAAGUCCACCCUCAUGGACACCCUUUUCAACACCAAGUUUGAAGGUGACCCAGCAUCUCACUCACAGCCUGGGGUUCAGCUGAAAUCCAGUACCUACGACCUGCAGGAGAGCAAUGUCAACCUCAAACUGACUAUUGUGAGCACAGUGGGCUUUGGGGAUCAGAUCAACAAAGAGGACAGCUAUAAGCCCAUCGUUGAGUUCAUCGAUGCUCAGUUUGAAGCCUACUUGCAAGAAGAACUGAAGAUAAGAAGGGUCCUGCACAACUACCAUGACACCCGCAUCCACGCCUGCUUGUACUUCAUUGCUCCGACAGGACACUCGCUGAAAUCCCUGGACUUGGUAACAAUGAAGAAGCUUGACAGCAAGGUGAACAUCAUUCCCAUCAUUGCCAAAUCUGAUGCCAUUUCCAAGAGUGAGCUGACCAAGUUUAAAAUUAAAAUCACAAGUGAACUGGUCAGUAACGGGGUUCAGAUCUACCAGUUCCCAACAGAUGAUGAAUCGGUGGCAGAGAUAAAUGGGACAAUGAAUGCCCACUUGCCAUUUGCAGUGAUCGGGAGCACGGAGGAGCUGAAAAUAGGAAACAAAAUGAUGAAAGCUCGUCAGUACCCCUGGGGCACAGUGCAGGUGGAGAAUGAAGCUCACUGUGACUUUGUGAAGCUGCGGGAGAUGCUGAUCCGCGUGAACAUGGAGGACCUUCGUGAGCAGACCCACACCCGCCACUACGAGCUGUACCGGCGGUGCAAACUGGAAGAGAUGGGGUUCAAGGACACUGAUCCAGACAGCAAACCCUUCAGCUUACAAGAAACUUAUGAAGCCAAAAGAAAUGAGUUUCUGGGGGAACUGCAGAAAAAGGAAGAGGCAAUGAGGCAGAUGUUUGUCCAGAGGGUCAAGGAGAAAGAAGCAGAGCUGAAGGAGGCUGAAAAAGAGCUGCAUGAAAAGUUUGAUCGCCUGAAGAAAUUACAUCAGGAUGAAAAAAAGAAGCUAGAGGAUAAGAAGAAGUCUCUGGAUGAUGAAGUAAAUGCAUUUAAACAAAGGAAGACAGCAGCUGAAUUGCUUCAGUCUCAGGCUCAGCAGGCUGGAGGAUCGCAAACUCUUAAAAGGGAUAAGGAAAGGAAAAAUUAGCUGCUGUUUGGCUGCAUGGUGCAUGAGGCACAUUGUCCUGGUAAGCGUCAUUAACUAAUAGAGCCUCACAGUGGGAUCAAGUACCCUUCCUAAAAAAGGGAAGGGUAAAAGAAGCCUAUAAGUAUUAUCUCUGUCUUCCUCUGCUUUCACCCUCAGUUUCUCUCUACCAAUUUCUCUACCAGUUUCUCUCUACAUAUGCAGUUGUAGAAAAGGGAUGUAAUUGUCUUUAAAGGUUCUGCAAAGUAAAAUGCAGAGACUUUGUAUUAGGAUAUGAAACGUAAAAAAUAAGGAUUAGGUCCUUUUCCUUUUAAAUCUUCCCAGCACUUUGUUGGCUCUGUUCUCUUUAUUCCAUCUCCCUUAGAAAUAAAUUAUAUUCUUUAAUCACACAGGCCAUGUUGAUACUAUGGCAACAAUUGCUAUGGAGAUGUGGUGCUGAUGAUACAGCCCAGCCAGCCAUGUAAAUACCUCUUCCCUUUCUCCUCCUUCCCUCCCACCCCUCCCAAGUUGUAGUGUUAACUUGUGGUUACAGUGAAGGUGAAGGUAGAUCCCCCUCUUCAUAUACUAACAGAUAGUAAAGUCUGCCAAGCCUAGAGCUCUCCUUUGUCCCAGAGCACCAGAGAAUCACCAGACUCUCUGUGUGUAUGUGUGUGUGUGUGAGGGAACAUUAAAAAAGCUACUGCUGAGUAACCAAACCAGUAUUCACCUGCUGACUGAUUAUAGUUGGUUGUGCAAAACCACAAGGGAUAAUGGGUUGAGCAUUAGCAGGUAAUGAAGGCUCUGAAGAGAGACUGAGAGUCUUUAUGACACUUUUAGGAGGCAGACAGGUCACCCAUGGAUUGUCUGUUCAGUUGUAGCAGGCAGACACAAACCCACACCCCUGGGAGCCGUGCCAAGUGUGCCCAUGGCCAGGGUAAGGAUAGAGGUAGAAGAGGGCUGUGCUCAACUUGUGUCCAGAAAGCCUACCAGAGAGCACUUAGCCCCUGAAUAAGCCGGCAUCCAAGUGCCUGAGGAGUUUUGCCAGGGUGUGGAGAGUUCCCACUGCAGGAGAGCCCUGUCAGGGGUGUUAUGCUGUGAGUCUGCUCUGCUCCAGUUGCAGUGACUGUCACUGUCUCUGCCUGCAUGUGAGCAGGGGUGUGAGGUGGCCACAAAGUCGUGGCCAGGCUUGUGGAACAGAUAGGGCUGCCUGAAAGGGUUAACAAAGCCAGCUCUAAGCAAGGGUCUGCAGUGCAGAGUGCCUGCAUCUAUUGUAAAAGGAAGGGUCAUUUAAACACAGAUACAUAAGAAAUGACCCUGCCUGGCAGGAGAGCAGCAUCCUCAUUAGGGUUAUUAGUUAAACUGCUAAUGACAGUCAUCAACUUACAGCUAGGUUGAGUGUGUUUAAUUGAGUCUUUUUAAUUUGUUGUUGAUUCUCUGGUGAGAGGAAAAAGGAAGCUCCCACAGGAAUGUCUUGCUUCUUGAGGGAGCAGCAAUACUCAUUAUCCAAGGCAAGGAUUAGAGCACCCGAGGCUGAGGUGUGCAGGCCUUUCAGAGAAGUGACCUGUUGGAACAUCAGCACUUAACUAUAAAACACUCUGAAAACUCAGCCUUGAGUCCACCCUUCCCUGCAGACAAAGCUAAGACUUACAUUCCCUCCUGAAUUGUCUAGACUAAAUUAUGGUCUGCCCUUAAAUAGGUAAAGCUGAUUCCAGGAUUCCUACCCUCUUAGCUCCACCAAGGGAAAUGGAAAAGCAAGUAAACAUUACGCUGUCAGUGAGAGGCAUUUGAAUGUAAUUUAAAUGGGACCUUCCACUUAACAGAAGAGCUUCAGAAGGGUCUUGCACUGCCUCGAACUGGAGCUUGCAGUCGUCUUGAGCUGUCCAGUUGAAUCAAUGUACCGGUAACUGUAAAACAAUGAAAAGAACAAUUCUCUCCUUAUCAGACUCUGAAUGUGAAAAAAUAAGCUCAAAGAAUAACUGUUCAUUCUGGUGCUGAGUACGAGGGCACGGCUAAAGUGCAGUUAGAGUGAACAUUGCUGAUUUUUGUUGGGUUUGGAUUGCUUUUGGCAGCCCUCAUAACUGUACACUGUUGUGUGCCGGGCUUUGAGUCAAAUGAAGUUCUUUGUUCCCACUACACAAAUGCAGACAGUGCCUUUUUCAAUGAGCAUUUGUUGUUGCUAAAUUAAAUAUGUAUAUAUGGUACUUUCCCAGAAUUCAAAAAAACACUCUCCAUAUUGAUCCAUAAAGUAUUGCAGGGCUCCACUGUUUUGCAUGAAUACAAACAAGUCAUAGUUGAUGAGUUCUGUAUCUUGCAAAACUGUGAGAGGAUUGUUUUAGAAAAUAAAUUUGGUUCAUCCCACUGCUGAGUGUGUGCGUGUAUGCAUGUGUGUGUCUGCAUAAAGCAUGUUCUGUAGUCAAAUUAAACAUCAUUAACACUUAGCAGCAUUUCUUUUUUUGCGUGUGUGUGUGUUAGGAAACAUUUGUAUUUUUAUUUUGGAUUUUUUUUUUUUUUUUUGUCAUUAAUCCAUAAAACCAUUAACCUG
Molecule: messenger RNA, 3873 nt
Organism: Pseudopipra pipra
Lineage: Eukaryota; Metazoa; Chordata; Aves; Passeriformes; Pipridae
Gene: SEPTIN6
Product: septin 6
Exons: 10
Coding region: 75-1355 (426 amino acids)
Biological process (GO): intracellular protein localization; cilium assembly; cytoskeleton-dependent cytokinesis
Cellular component (GO): septin ring; microtubule cytoskeleton; cell division site
Molecular function (GO): GTP binding; GTPase activity; molecular adaptor activity
Source: RefSeq, a predicted model, not a curated record